Molecule: messenger RNA, 5154 nt
Organism: Cyanistes caeruleus (blue tit)
Lineage: Eukaryota; Metazoa; Chordata; Aves; Passeriformes; Paridae
Gene: PODXL
Product: podocalyxin like
Biological process (GO): negative regulation of cell-cell adhesion; positive regulation of cell-cell adhesion mediated by integrin; regulation of microvillus assembly
Cellular component (GO): apical plasma membrane; microvillus membrane
Source: RefSeq, a predicted model, not a curated record
GCGCCGGGAGCCGCGCCGGGAGCCGCUCCGAGGCACCAUGCGGGCUGCGGGGCUGCUGCCGCUGCUGCCGCUGCUGCUGCUGCCGCUCGGUGUCAGCUCUCAGGAAGAUGCAGAUUCUACAAGCCCAGGAACAAGCCCGUCCACCAUGACAACAGCAACCGCCACAGUGGCCACACCUGCAAGAGCUGCAGAGACCUCACCAACCACCUCUGCAUCAUCACCUACCACAGACAAAAUCACCACCGCCACCAUCACUAAGGAAGCAGCCACUCAGCCAACUGUGGCAGAUUCCAACACUGCUCAAAGCAGCACCACCAUUACCAACCUGUUAGAGUCAUUGUCCCCCUCUGCACCGUCACUGAGCACACUGGUCGCAACAUUGGGGACAGCAUCGCCUACCACCAUGACCCCGACCCACACGCCAGGGCAGGACAGCCCCUCACAGGGCACCACCAUCCCCACAACCACCCCUGCUGCACAGCCCACAAAUUCCCAGCAGCCCGGUGGUGCUACAUCCACUUCAGGAAGCUCAGAGACCACCGCUGCUGCAGAUCUUGUCACUAAUGCAACCAGUCCCCCGGGAGCUAUAGGGGCUGUUGGCACAUCCUCUCCCACCACACAGCCUCAGGAAAACCAGCCUUUGAGUCAUUUGCCUAACACCACUGUGAGCACCACAGUGCCGAGGACUGACCCUUCCCAAAGCUCCAAGGACUGUCCUGUCUCUCCUCCCCCGUGUGACACCAAGCAGCCUCCUUCUUCUUCCAGUUCUCCAGACCAGGGACCAACCCCUUCCACCAGUUCUGGAAGCACUUCUGUUACCCCUCUGACUGGAUCCCCGUCCCUCGCCACCACCCCGACACUGCAAAACGGCAGCAAAGACACGGUCCCGGGGGCAGCCGCCACAACAACUCCUGGGGCAGACCAGAGUACCCACGAUGCUGGAUCUGCACCAACCAAACCCACCGGUGCCUCCCAGAGCCCUGACGGUGCCCAGCCACCAGUUCCAGCCUCGGGGGACCAGACAGAGAGCUGCAGUUCUGGCCACCAGCACCCCAACAUUUCUUACCCAAAUGAGCUCAUCUGUGACGACCAGGUGCAACAUACCAGGCCCACCAUUCAGCUGAAAGAACCCAGAACCUGUGAUGAGUGGAGGACUGCCAGCAAAAACAACUCCUUCUUUGAGAGCUUCUGCUCCACGGCCCAGCACGUGUUUGACGCCAGCAGGGACUGGUGCACGGUGACACUGAUGGCCUGCAAGCCCCGCUCCCACCACUGGGCUGUGUGGGUGGUCCUGCACCAUCCCUUGGACUCUGAAGAAGUCCUCAAGGAGCUGAAGGAGAAGAAGGACAAGUUAGAGGAGCUCGGCAUCGUCAACAUCACCUCUGACAAAAUGGUGGAGGACAUGACCAUCAACGACGAGUUCAGCACCCCCCUGAUCAUCACCAUCAUCACCCUGGCCGGGUCCCUGCUGCUCGUCGCGGCCAUCUACGGCUGCCACCAGCGCUUCUCCCAAAAGAAGGACCAGAACAUCCACCCUGAUGUCCCCGGGUUUGAUGAUGGACAUGUGGCCCUGAUCUUUAAUCAGCGCCUGACCGAGGAGAUGCAGACCAUGGAGAACGGCUACCAUGACAACCCCACGCUGGAGGUGAUGGAGACCUCCUCCGAAAUGCAGGAGAAGAAGGUGAACCUCAACGGUGAGCUGGGGGACAGCUGGAUUGUUCCUCUGGACACCCUCAUGAAGGAGGACCUGGAGGAAGAGGAGGACACGCAUUUAUAGGAUGCAGAACUUGAUCAAGAAAAGAACAACCACCCCCCCAAAAAAAAUCCCAUAAAUCCUAAACACACGCACACAGAGCUCCAAAAUAAGGCAAAAUUCCCCCAAAAAAGAAGAAAAUCCCUUAAUAAACUAAUCAUGGCCCCUUGUGCCACCACAUGGGGUACAGGAUGGAAGAGGAAAGGACAUGAGAAGACACCUCUGGGGCACAUCAACACAAGCCACUUUGGUGGCCACAUCUGGCUAAGCAUCCUCCAUCCCCCAUCCACCUCCCAAGCCAGACCUGACCAGCCAUGGGCAAACAGGGUGGCUUUGCUCCUGAAGAGCUGCUGGUGUCUCCUCCAAGCAUCCCACAUCUGACCACACCAGCUGCAUCCUCCAGCUACUGAGCGACUCAAAAAUCAAGAGAAAUAAAGUAAAUAGGAUGGGAGAUGGAGUGUGUCUGACAGCAAAGCAGCACCUGGCAAUUAACAGCUUGACAAAUCCUCUGGCCCACGCUGUUUAGUCAUCACCCUGCCCUCCCUGACACCCAGGUAGUAAAUGAAAAAAGCUGGAACAGCCUGUUCCUUUUUAAUCUGGUUUCCAUCCACUCCUCAGAGCUAAAACGCACAAGAGGCUCUCGUUGUGCCACAGGCAAAUGGAUGCAUCUGGACCCAGCGGGAUGGCAGGGAUGCAGCAGUGCCAAGUGAUGCUCAGCCCCGCUGCCAAGGGCUGUGGAACAGAUCCUGCACCCAUGUGGAGACUGGGAGAGGUGCAGCAUCUUCUUGUUUUGAAAGGAUGAGAUGGAGGGAGAGGAAAAGGAGGAAUUCCUGGAGUUCAUCCCUCUUAGGAAGGGUGUGGAGAGCAAGAGCAAUGCCUGGUCUCUAGCCCAGGUGUGAUGUUGGGGGUUUUGUGGUGCAGGAGCUCAGCUCUGGUGCUGCAUUUCCCCACAGAAGGAUCACUUGCCUUCCAGGAGUUACACAGCAGCAUCUCACAGCCCUCAUCCAUCCUCCACAGGACUGUGGGACACACGCACCACGACAGUUUGUGAUUUUUGAGGGCACAUUUUCCUGUGUGAGCAGCAGAAGAGGUAAAAGAGCAGCAGAACGUGACCCAGGGAGCUUGGUGGCAUUCAGGUGGCCCUUGGUGUUUCAUUCCCUCGAGGUUUAAAAGCUCAGCCCAUGUUCUUAAACUCUUCUUCACAAGCCACUAAAAUAACAAAGACCUGCAAAGCAACUUCCAGCUCAGCAGUGAAGCUGGGACUGAGCUUUCUCCUGCAGCCCUUGGUCUGCCACCCAGGUCUCCCUUUGCUGAAGCCUUUAAAGGGGAGAAGAAAAACAUGGCUGGACUGAGGCCAUUUCUGGGAUUUUGACUCUCCACCACAUCCCCUAAAUAGCUCUAAAAGGUUGGGGAGAGUUUUAUGCCUUUGCUCUGGUGAAGCAGCUCUGGCACAGGCAGGGAUCAUCCUUGUCCUCCUGCUGGGGUCCAUCCUCCAGGACAUGAGGCCCUGAAGGUCACGUGGCUGAGUCCCUCUCCCAACGUGAGGAUGGUGCUUGUCCCAAACCCUCUGCAAGCCAGAGGAGCUGCAGAUAAGAGCGAUGCCCAAACAUGGCCCUUCUCCUCUGCUUGCUAUAAACCAAGGCACGACGGGGAGAUUUCCUUUGGGCUCUGCCACCAAGCCAACCCAACUGGGAUCUGCUCCCACAGCUGCCCUGAACGAGGGGAAAAGCAGAGCCAAGCAAUGGGAAGCUUGGAGAAACCCUGGUGGAGUUGGGAGUUCUCAGGAAGGAGGGGAUCGGGGUGUUUCGCUCAGCCCCAGGACAGGCACUGGCAGAAGUUACAAGUGGCUCUUCCCCCUUCUGUCCUGCACCGAAGGGCAGAGUCUGAAGUGUUCAAACCUUUAUAUUUUUGUAUGUAAAUAUUCCUGCUACUCAUUAGCAAUGUAUUCCGCACACUUCACUUACCUGGGCACUGCACUAUGGGGAAGUAAUUUUGGAGGGGAGGGGAAAUAACAAAAUAAAUUAUAAAAAAAAAAUUAAAAAUCUUAAAAAUAAGAAAAAAGCAAAAAAAAAAGAAAGAAAAAGCUAAAGGCCAGCCUGAUAGGGGAUUAAAAUUUGACAUGAAGCAGAAAAACACCUCUUGCCCAGAUAACUUUUUGCCACGGCUUUGUCCCUGUUCAAGUUCAGCUCUUUAACGUGGACACGAGUCUCAGAACGGGACUAGGCAUCCACAAGUACUCUUGUGAGCAUUGUGGCCUCCCAGCUGCCCUGACAGACAAGCAGCAGGUCCAUGACCUCACAUUUCUGUCCUUCCCAGAAAACAAACACAGUGAGAACACAGAGCAGCAGCAACGCUGUGGCCACCGGGGCUGGAGCUGCCACAAGGACACCCCUGGCAGGGCAUCUCCAGGCGGUUUUGGCAUGUGCCUAAAGAUUCCCCCUUCCCAGCAAAGAGAUGCCAAAGUGCUUUAAUGAGUCAGGUCCAAAGACUUUCCAAGAAAACCCUACAGAGGCUUGAGAUCAAGUAACCUUAAAUCUUUCCGAGCAGAGACCAGUGAGAAUAUUAACUGCUCAGCAAGUGCUUAUAGUGAUUUAUAUUUGAAUAGGAAUUGUACAUUUAUUUAUUUUUCCAGACACCAUAUUUUUAAACCACUAAUAUUUUAUAGUAGAUUUUCCUUCCCCUAUUUAAAAGAACUAUUUCCACAGGAAAAGAAAACAGUACUUUUUUCUUUUUUUUUUUUUUAAUGUUGAGAACAUUCUUUUUUUGGAAAAAAAAAAUCAGGUAGGAAAUGCAGCAAUGAGCAUCUUUGGCCUUAACCCUUCCCUUUGUAGACUGUAGCCAUAAUUGUUAGACCAAAAAGAAUUAAAAAAAAAAAAAUUACCGAGGCAUUUCCUUCCUCCCUCCCCCUCCUCCCUUCCCUGCACUCCUCUUCUCUCCCCCAAAACAGCUUUAACAUCCCACACAUUGUACAAAGAGAUUCCUGCUCUUACCUUUCGGCGAGAGCUUUACGAGCAGCUCAGAUGUCCUUGCAAGAGACUUUUCUAUUUUCAGAUUCACGAGGAAACGUGUAAAUACUUUAGGAGCAUUUUAUCUCCCGCUCACAGUGCCAUGACCCAGCUGAUGAGGUUGAUACUGUGACUGCUGCCUACAGAAGACACACAGGUCAGAAUCCAUGAGGGACUGGAGAAGGAAAACCUAAUUCCCCAGGUGGUUACCUGUUGAACCUUGCACAUGUAGUAGGGCUCUUACAUACUGUGUAGCAGCAUCUCUCAUGGGGACAGGAGUCUGAUUUACACUGGAAUUUACUGAGGAACUGGAUUGUAAGAGAUUAUUCUUGCAUUUUCCUACAAAUAUAUUUUGAGAGCAUCAUGUAUUUCUGUCAAUAAACAUUCUUACUUAAA